AUGUUGUUCAAUACAAUUGGAUUAUCUUAUUUACCCCCACAAAGAUUGCGUCUUAGCACCCUUUGGGAAAUGAUGGAUGGAAAUUUUGAAAAAUUGAUGAUAGGAAUAAGGGCAAUUGUGGCUGAAUGGUUACAAGCCUCAUUGCUCUGGGAUGAUAUAUUGAAUGAUUUGACUUUUCCUGCUUCGCAGGAGCUCAAUGCUGGCGCGGAG
Messenger RNA from Entrophospora sp. SA101, 210 nucleotides. The record is from the annotation of a GenBank genome assembly. NCBI's taxonomy places the organism in Eukaryota, Fungi, Glomeromycota, Glomeromycetes, Entrophosporales, Entrophosporaceae.